GACUGGCCCUUAGCGUUAAAGGAGACUCAGUUACCAUCAUCAAAGACUGCGAGGUGCUUGACACUGAGGCACUCAAUAGGACUGAAGAGGCAGUUAUCGAUAACACCGGAUUAAUAAUGGUCGGACAAAUGUUUUACAACGAUGACGUGUUCGAGGGUGACAUUCAGCAGUUGCAAAUUGUACCAACGCCUGAUGCGGCGUACGACCAUUGUACGGCUUACCUGCCCAACUGUGAUGUACCGUUGCCAGUUCUGGACGCCGUUGAUACUGUCACCGAUCAUAACAAGACAGAAUCUGAAGUGGACGGCGAAGGCGGACUUGAAGGUCCUUACAGCAACGAGACAACUCCGAUCCCAACAGUUCCGGACAACGAGGGCAACGUUCCGACAUACCAUUAUUACCAGGUCCAGGGUCCUCCUGGUGCACAGGGCUACCCAGGACCUCCAGGACAUCCAGGAUUAAAGGGCGAAAAGGGGGAUCCUGGAAGAGACGGCCUGUAUGGUUCCGCAGGGCAGCCGGGGGCUCCCGGACACGUUUUUAUGAUACCCUAUCAAGCUGCUGGAGACACGAAGGGUCCAGACAACAUGGAAGCCCUUCGGCAGAUGCUUAGUGAACACAUGUUGGCUAUGAGAGGAGCUCCAGGUCCGAUGGGAUUGACCGGACUUCACGGUCCAGUGGGUCCUAUGGGGCCACCAGGAGAAAAAGGAGAGCUUGGGGAGCCUGGUGUCAUGGGCCCACGGGGCAUGAGGGGCCAGCAGGGAACCUCUGGAAGACCAGGAAGACGGGGGCGGAGUGGUAAAGACGGUGAGCGAGGUAAACCAGGACCCCCUGGGCCAAAGGGCGAAAUGGGUCUCCCGGGCUUACCUGGACUUCCGGGAGACAAAGGUGAAAGGGGCUACGUCGGGGCUACUGGAGAGCAAGGUCUUCCUGGCCAUGAUGGGCCAGCGGGAGAGGAGGGACAACCUGGUCUUUCUGGUUUGCCGGGAGAAAUGGGACCACGAGGUUUUCCUGGUCCCAGGGGAUUUGCAGGACUACCUGGCCCACCUGGGAUCCCAGGUUCAGAAGGUCCUGUUGGACCAAAGGGCAAUCCGGGACCAACUGGACAAGCUGGCCGGCCAGGACAGCAGGGGCUCACGGGUCCAGUGGGGUCACCUGGAUCUCAGGGUCCACCAGGACCUUUGGGUCCACCGGGACCAAGGGGGAAGUCCGGUCUUCCAGGUCUUCCUGGAGCAGAUGGUGCUCCUGGUCAUCCAGGCAAUGCCGGCUCUCCCGGAAACAAAGGAGACACGGGUUCACCAGGACAUCCUGGCCCAGUUGGCUUCCCGGGUCCCCGUGGCGUAAAGGGUGACGAUGGCGCGAGAGGCCCUCUCGGGGAUAAAGGGGAUAAGGGAGCUCCAGGACCAGAUGGUCAGAAAGGAGAUAUGGGUUUGCCUGGAGAGAAAGGACCGGCUGGUGUCGAAGGGCUUCCAGGUAUUGAGGGCCCCGAAGGGCCUAAGGGCUUUGAUGGCCCCAGAGGCGAGAAGGGCCCGCCUGGAGCACCAGGUGAAAAGGGUAAAUUGGGAAUACCUGGGUUUCCUGGAUACCCUGGAUCAGCUGGCCCAAAGGGUGAAAAAGGCUUUCAUGGUAAAGCUGGUGAAAAGGGAUUCAAAGGAGACAGAGGUCCUGCUGGGCCUCCGGGCGAAAGAGGUCAAAUAGGUCCACGUGGAAAUCGUGGUCAGAGGGGCCGAGCAGGCAAGCGUGGUCUACAGGGUGAAAAAGGCAGCACCGGAGAACCGGGAUCCCCAGGUAUCCCAGGGGAAAGAGGAUCGCAAGGACCAGAAGGCGUUCGAGGCUUCCGGGGUGUCCCUGGUUCACCUGGUAUUCCGGGAAAGGAUGGGCAUCCAGGGCCACCAGGGGAACGAGGACCUGCGGGGGAGGCUGGAACUACCGGACCACCUGGGCCUCCAGGAGUGAUAGGACCAGUGGGUCCCCCAGGGGAACCUGGGUCUUCCGGUGAAAUUGGAGCCCCGGGACCGCCGGGUUUGCCAGGUGAAAUAGGUCUUCCAGGACUCACAGGAAAGGAUGGCUUACCGGGACCAAGUGGAUCUCCGGGAGGAAAAGGAAUACCUGGACCCCCGGGUCCACCAGGGUUUCCUGGUGAGAGAGGCAAUAUGGGACCUCCCGGGUUCCCGGGACCCAAAGGAGAAAUUGGACUUCCCGGAGCCAUUGGACCAGCUGGAGAAAAAGGAGACUUGGGGUUGCCAGGAGACCCGGGCCCUCCUGGUGAAAAGGGUCGUCCUGGUGGCGUUGGUCCAGCAGGUCCUUCUGGUCCCAAAGGAGACAAGGGCGACAUGGGUGUACCCGGCCCUCUUGGCAGAGACGGCCUUCCAGGAUCUAGGGGCCUUCCAGGCCCGCCUGGACCAGUUGGAACCCCAGGGGAGGAUGGAGAUAAGGGGGAUGCUGGACUUCCUGGUCAGAAGGGUUCUAAGGGUGGCAAAGGCGACGCUGGUCCUCCAGGAGUUGCAGGACCCCCCGGUCUAAGAGGUGAACAAGGGGAACGUGGGCCUGACGGAGAACAAGGCCCUCCAGGCCCUACGGGGCCAAGAGGCCCGAAGGGAGAGGACGGGCCCGUUGGGCCAAUGGGGAUCACCGGCGCUCCAGGGUUGCAGGGUCUUCCAGGACCGCGAGGUGGCAAGGGUGAUAAAGGAGACGUCGGCAAGAAAGGACCGCUGGGGCCAGCAGGUCAACCCGGUGGACCUGGUCCAAAAGGCGAAAAGGGUGGAGAAGGAAUUCCUGGAUCUCCUGGACCAGAAGGAGCUCAGGGACAGAAGGGGGACGAUGGACCACCAGGAGCACCUGGACCCGCAGGAAAAGACGGAGAGCCGGGUCCACGCGGGCCUCCUGGCCCAAAAGGGGAAGAAGGCAAACCAGGCCUUCAAGGCACACCUGGAGUGCAAGGUCCAACUGGCGUCGAAGGACCUAAAGGAUUGCCAGGUGCCCCGGGGUUCCCCGGCCCUCCUGGCGAAGCAGGACUACCGGGCAUCAAAGGAGAACGAGGAGCAGAUGGUUCGGACGGACAACAGGGCGAACCAGGCCCCUCUGGUUCCAAAGGAGAAAUGGGCAAAAUGGGCGGGCCUGGAAUACCUGGGAAACCUGGACCAAUGGGUCCUGCGGGUCUUCAAGGCGAUGUGGGACUUCCUGGUGAGAAAGGAGACAGGGGACAAGUAGGGCCUCCAGGAAUACAGGGCACGACGGGGCCUCCGGGCCCACCUGGACCAUCCGGUCCAUCUGGACUUCGCGGAUCACCUGGAACUGCGGGUGACGUCGGAUCACCUGGGCCUGUUGGCCCUCCUGGAUUGCCUGGAAGCACAGGCCCGCAAGGUGACAAAGGCAUGAAAGGCGACCGAGGCAAGCGAGGUAUCAAGGGCCACCGAGGUCUCAUUGGUCGACCUGGAGCCAAGGGAGAUACCGGUGAGAAAGGAGAAAGAGGUGACAAGGGGGAUACGGGGCUUCCAGGUCCACCUGGCGCGCAGGGCCCUGUUGGUAUGGAAGGAAUGAAAGGUGUGGAUGGACCUGAAGGAGAACCAGGCCCAGAAGGACCUAUGGGACCAAAGGGGGUCGAGGGGACAACAGGAUUGAAAGGAGAAACUGGACCUCCCGGGCUACCGGGUCCCCCGGGCCCACCGGGAGAAGGCCCGCAGAUACCACCGGAACUCCUCUUCCAGAGGGAUAGUUUCCGCAUCAGCAAGCGAUCUAUCCCAGAAGAAUCGGCAACACCUGCACCCGUAACGGAGCCUCCAGAGGACAAGAAUAGUUCUUCGAGCGUCCUAGACAGCACACUGACAAACAUCUACGCUAAUGUAUUCAUUAUUCGGAAAGAAAUAUCUCACUUGCGGCAGCCUCUUGGGACCCAAGCAAACCCAGCGAGAACUUGUAAAGACCUUCACUACUCUCACCCAAGCCUUGAAGACGGCUGGUAUUGGAUCGAUCCUAAUUUAGGCGUAGCGGACGACGCCGUCAAUGUCUUCUGCGCCACGGGCGAGACGUGCAUCUUUCCAGACGUGGAAACCGCUUCUGCGAAAGUAGGGCCAUGGAAGAAGUAUGCAGAAAAAAAGCUUUGGUUUAGCGAACUGGAGGGAGGAUUCAGAAUCGGCUACGGAGAGGUCGGGGCGGUUCAGAUGCGGUUCAUACAACUCCUCAGCUCGGAAGCGUACCAGAACUUUACGGUGACUUGCACAAAUUCCAAUGCUUGGUAUAGCCAGAAGAGUAAGGAUUACAGGCACGCGUUUCAGUUUCUGAGUCAGUCAGAACAGGUGCUCCUCACGAAAAAGAGCGGAUUGUCUGUUUCCUUGGAUGAUUGUCAGUACGGAGACGGGAAAACUAUGUUUGACUUCAAGACAAAACUGCCAGCCACACUACCAAUUAUAGACUUUUUACCCUCAGACUAUGGAAAAGUACAUCAAGCCUUCGGCUUCGAAACGGGGCCUGUAUGCUUCAGAUAGUAAUGCUGAAUAGAGUUUUGUUUGUG
This is a messenger RNA of Ornithodoros turicata, 4507 nucleotides long. Its product is annotated as collagen alpha-1(I) chain-like. The coding region runs from base 117 to 4481 and encodes 1454 amino acids. Gene Ontology annotation, molecular function: extracellular matrix structural constituent conferring tensile strength. Lineage: Eukaryota; Metazoa; Arthropoda; Arachnida; Ixodida; Argasidae. Gene Ontology annotation, biological process: extracellular matrix organization. The transcript has 58 exons. The record is from RefSeq and is a predicted model, not a curated record.